Messenger RNA from Miscanthus lutarioriparius, 738 nucleotides. The record is from the annotation of a GenBank genome assembly. Lineage: Eukaryota; Viridiplantae; Streptophyta; Magnoliopsida; Poales; Poaceae.
AUGGAGGACCCGGGCCUAUUGAGUGCAUUUGUAGACAACCUCGUCUCGAGAUUGUUCUCGCUGGCGGAGGAGAAAUACAAGCUGUACAAGGGCUUUGAAGGAGAUCUGGCUUUUCUGAAGAGUGAGCUUAAAAUGAUCACUAGUGCCAUUGAUGGGCAGCUCUUGGGGCAGGAUGAUCACAUACUGCGUUUGUCCGUUGAAGAGUUGCGCCAAGUAGCUCAUGAAAUGGAGGACUGUAUAGACCACAUCGUGUAUGAUGCAUCUUGGGAACAGCAACAACCAUGGUACUGCAAAAUGGUCAAAACUGGGAAGAAGAGAAAAUCACGCUUACAGUUAAGCGAAGAGAUGCAGCAACUAAGGUGCAGAUUGGAGGAAGCACUCCAACGGCAACAGAGCCGGCAGAAUCAGCAUAUCCUUCCGGCUGAUUUGGUUGGCAUCAAGCCACCCCUUGAGGAACUUCUGGAGCAGUUGUCAGAAUUUGAAGGUCAACCCAAGCAGUUGAAAGCGAUCUCAAUAGUUGGCUUCUGUGGAUUGGGGAAGACCAUCCUUGCCCGGGAGUUGUACAACAGCGUGAUCGGCAAGCAAUUCGGUGAAAGGGCAUGGGUUUCUGCAGUGCAUGGGGAUCCGAGCAAGCUCUUAAUAGAGAUACUCAAGGAACUGCAUAAACCACCACCCGAUACCUCCGAUGUCUACCAGCUUAGUACUGAUCUAAGGAACUUCCUAAAUAACAAGAGGUAA